GCCGAAUACGACAUCGUUGCUGCAGCCGUGUGAUCAAGGCUUAAUGGCCACAAUUAGGGCUUACUAUACGCAAAAUGUGAUGUGUUUUAUUGUAAGUGCUAUUGACAGAGAGGGCAACAACGAAGCAUCUUUGCGAGAGAUUUGGAAAGACUACAAUAUAAAACUGGCAAUCGCCAACAUUGGAGAUGCUCUCGAUAGGCUGAGAAAUGGCGUUUGGAGGAAACUAUGUCCCGAGGCAGUGAACGAUUUUAAAGGCUUCGAACCAUCAACAAUAAAUACGACAAUAGUGAGCUUGGCUAAGGAGGCUGGGUUUGUGGAAGUGGACGAAGGUGAUGUUGAAGAGGUUUUGGCAUCCCAUGACCAAGAAUUAACAGAUGAAGAGCUGAUGCAAUUGCAAGAGGAAAGGAUAACAAUCGAAACCGAACGCAGUAGCAAAAAUGAAGUCGUCCAGGGACUGAACGUGAAGCAGUUGCGUGAGAUUUUCGCUGCGAUUGACAGCGCUGCAAUGAUUGCAGAAAAGUAUGACUUUAAUUUUGAAAGGGCACGUAGGUUUAGAGCAGGAUUGCAGGAUGUCUUGAGUGCUUACAAAAAACUCUAUGAUCUAAAAAUGCGCGAGGCUCAGCAGUCAAGUAUACUGUCGUUUUUCAAGCUUUGCACAUCAGCCACAGCAGACCACGAACCUCGACCUUCGACAUCGAGGCAGGCAGACAUAGAAGAAGGUGACCUGGCUGCCCUAUUGGAAACAGACGACAAUGAGAUGACACCCCAGUCUCCUCUACCUCCCACCACCCCAAUUUCCGACGAUUCAGCCUAACACACCGUCCCCAUUCCCGGGAUGUAGCACGAAAAUGGCGGAUGGAUCUACAAUCAAAUUGUAGUUGUCUCAGUUAAUCAUGAUCCCACACUGCUGGUCCUCCAUCCACCUAGUAGAUAUGACAACUGACAAGCCCCAUGGAUGCCAUAAAGCAAGAUGGCAAUGAGUUUCACCAUGGAAAAUGCCACUGCACUGUGGGAAGAUGUACUCCAUUGAACUGAGGUGGCUCUAACCUAGCUACACUGCCCACAAGACUAUGAGCAAAGUGGAGGGAGCUUUACUCCAUGUUACCCCUCCCUGUCUAGAGAGAGUUUUAACUUGUA
Mobula hypostoma (lesser devil ray) is the source of this 1137-nucleotide messenger RNA. RefSeq names its product tigger transposable element-derived protein 1-like. The coding region runs from base 44 to 814 and encodes 256 amino acids. The transcript is spliced from 2 exons. The record is from RefSeq and is a predicted model, not a curated record. NCBI's taxonomy places the organism in Eukaryota, Metazoa, Chordata, Chondrichthyes, Myliobatiformes, Myliobatidae.